UUAGUUAAUAGCACUGCUUUUUUUCAUUAUGGUUCUUGCUAUUCUGGGAUGAUCAUUAUUUGUGCUUAGUGUUACAUGAGACAAUCACUUGAUUUCUUCAGCAAGAUGGAAAUGAUAGAGACGUUGCAAUUAGUACUCACGGUGGAUUGCAGGAGAAAACCAUGGGUGGCAUUUGUAUGGAUUAUGGUUUGCCAUCUGAUUAUGCCAGUUCCUAGUUUCUCUAUACGCCUAUUAUUGAUGCUCGACUUACAUGCUCUCUUAUGAUUUGGUAUUUCCGAUUUGGUUUCCAUGUACACAGUUAACACUAUCUGUUUAGACUAUGUUUGUUGCUUGAAGGUGAAGCUGUUGGUUAUUCACUAGAAAUGUUAAGUUUGGGCAAUCAGUUGGAUUUGUUCCUAGCAUGGGAGUGCACUAUACGGUCACUGUGAAACCUUCCCAGCAAACUGGGUAGUCAAUAAACUUAUUAGCCGGAGUCCGGAAAGCAGGUAGAGCAAAAAAUGUGCGUUUGAUCUCGACACCAGAAAGAAGCCAAGUUUCCAUUUUCUGUUUGGUUCAUUUGCUUAGUUGGAUGACAGCGAAUGUGUACAGCUGGAAGAGUGAACUACGUAGCUUUGACAAAAUUGUCACGCAGGCUCUUUGCUGACAUGUCAAGAUAUGGUCCACAUGGACACAUCGUGCCAUCAUUGCUGACGUGUCAAGAGAUGGUGGUCCACUUGGACACAAGCGUUAAAAGAAGAGAACCUGCCCUUCACAUAACGAUGAAAGUUUUUAGUCUGAGAAUCGGGAAGCAAUAAGCCUUCGCAAAAGACAAGCGAAUACUAGAAACAAGAAACGAGCACAUGAAAAGCACAUGAGAAAGCAGAGUCCAAUCCAAUGGCAACUUGGCAAGGGGUAACUUAGACGCGACGCACACAAUUCAUCAAAAAACUCCAAGUCCCAAGACAUCCUUAAGCCUGCCAUGAGAAGCCAAACUUUCUCUGUUUUUGAUGAAGUAACUAACCACACAGAGAUCUGAGCAAACCAAAACCACCGCCCUUUCCUUCUUAUAUAUAGCCCUAAACUCACAUUGUUCCCAACCACAACAGCAAACGACAACUUGUCACCUGAAGCCUUGCCUUGAGAUGGUGGUAUUUUAUCCAACCCAAAAGCAACAAACCCUAACCAAAACACAGCUCAUGAUCAGCAGCUACCAUAGCCACACUCUGUUACCAAACCAGUGUGGCUCGAGCCUUGUCCAAACCAUCGACGCGCCGCUGCCCCUGGUCUGGUCCGUCCUCCGCCAAUUCGACAACCCUCAAGCCUACAAGCAGUUCAUCAAGAGCUGCAGCAUGCGUGCCGGCAAUGGAGGCAUCGGAAGCAUCCGGGAAGUCGUGGUUAAAACCGGCUUGCCGGCGAAAAACAGCAUGGAGAGGCUGGAUGAGCUCGACGACAACAUGCAUGUCAUGCAUUAUAGCAUUGUUGGUGGAGAUCACAGGCUUGCAAAUUACAGUUCUACCACUACCGUGCACAGAGAAGAGGAAGGGAAGGCUGUUGUGAUUCAGUCGUAUGUGGUGGAUGUGCCUGCCGGGAGCAGCGAGGAGGACACUUGUUUGUUUACUAAUACGAUCAUAGGCUGCAAUCUUAAGUCGCUGGCUAAAGUCACAGAAAAGAUGGCUGCUAAUAAUUAAUUAGCUUGUAGGCUUAAAGGUUUUUAAUCUUUCUUCGGUUAGAGGUUAAAGCUGGUAAUUGUAAUUACUUAUUUGAGAGUUGAGAAGGUUAGCUUCCCCAUUUGGCUUGUUAGAUAUUUUGUGCAUGGGUAGUGCGGUUGAUGAUGACUUCUUUCUUGUUGUAAUAAAUAUGUGAUUUUACAGCUACUCUGCGCGUUACGAAACUUCAUAUGAUAGUAUACAUUUU
This is a messenger RNA of Prunus mume (Japanese apricot), 1893 nucleotides long. RefSeq names its product abscisic acid receptor PYL12. Gene Ontology annotation, molecular function: protein phosphatase inhibitor activity; signaling receptor activity; abscisic acid binding. Lineage: Eukaryota; Viridiplantae; Streptophyta; Magnoliopsida; Rosales; Rosaceae. Gene Ontology annotation, biological process: abscisic acid-activated signaling pathway. Gene Ontology annotation, cellular component: cytoplasm; nucleus. The record is from RefSeq and is a predicted model, not a curated record.